AAAAAAACAUGUUUAAUGCAUGUAUGGCGUGAAAUUGGACAAGGGACUGCUUCUCUGGCUGUUGUAAUGCUGCCAUCUGGCGUUCAGGCCCGAGUUCGCCAUCUAGCGGUGACGUAUGCCGCGGGGGGUGAUGGGAGUUGGAGUCGGAAUGGAUUCAGUACUUCCUGCUUUGAAAAAAAAGACCAAGAAAUUCCGGCUGUUCACUAAAACGUUGUUUGCGUGCCAAAGUGUUGCACUUGGAAGAGGAAGAAGAGGCUACAGAGACAGAAUGUCUUUGAUGGAGCAUGGGGCAGUCCGGCCAGUUACAGCAGUGGCGUGGACGUCCAACAGCAGCACCUGCCCCAAAGAUUUCACACUGAUCAGCAUCACAGAAGACGGAGCAGCAGCGAACUUCACUCGCAGCUUUGCGAUGAAAUCUGGAUAUUACCUCUGUUACAGCAAGGAGUUGACGGCGGGUAUGGUGGUGUCAGACAUUCAGCUCAUCUCAGACAAGGACUCCAUUCCUCACGGUUACUGUUAUAUAGCAGAGCACCUCGAAGCAAAGGCCUCCGUUUGGAAGAAGAAACGUGUGUGUGUGCGCAUCGUCCCAGUGGGCAGUGUGGACUCAGCUGUGUUGGAUAUCAAAGUGACUGCCAAAAGCAAAAUGAUGUUGCAGCACUACACAUAUGUGGGAGACGUCCAUGGCUACGUGUUGUGGUGCAGAAAGGGACAUUUUUCCGGCCCCAUACCUCAAGCAAAGCCCCGUAGUGUCAGCCUGGACAUCCGCAGCCUCUCACUGGAGCAGCCGUCUGCUCCUCUGCCCCUUCGACCCAGCAACCCCCCAGCUCGUCCACUGCCACCAAAUAAACUGAGUCAGAGACGCCAGAGCCUCCACAACAAGGACAACUGUGACAAAUCUGCUGAUGGCAGUAUCCAGGGGAUCACAGCUUUAGAUGGAGUUCCCUUUAGCCUCCACCCAAAGUUUGACAUCCAGGCAAAUGGCAUGGCCCUUCAACUGAACUCUCAAUUAAACAACAUUCGUAUAAAGUCCCUUCAAGACAUUGAGAAUGAGUAUAACUACACUUUUGCGGUGGAGGAGUCUGCUGCAAAGAGAACCAGACCAUCAGUGCCGACAGGAAGCGCCCCAUCAGCUCAGUGACCUUUGAACUUUGACAAAGCAACAAUAUCAGACUUGUGUGUUUUGCUCUGUCCAAAGGCAUUCGGCAUGACACCUCGGAUCACGGUACAGACGAAGGAUGAUCACGCUUCUAAUAUAAGACUUGACAAUCGUACUUCAGAGAGUUUUCCCUUGCUUUCCUUUUUAUUUUCCUUUUAUAUAUUUGUCUAUCAUGCCAAGUCCACACUCCGUUACUAUCUUCAAGCAUUCGAAGUUUGUAUAUGCCAAAGAAAAGGGGCUGUUUGAAUGAAAUCGUACUUGCAAUAAUGUUGGUUUAACAUGUUUCGUUAUUCGACUGUUACAGGGUUAAAGAUGUAAUGAAUCUACAAAUCUGUAGAGUAUCUACUGUUAGGGACUACUCGUCUGCUGCAUUAAGCCCAACUUUUUUAUGCUCAAUUUUAUAAUUAAUACUGAGGUUAUGUUUUUAAAAAUGCUUUAUCAUAUCAUAAAGGUGAAUUUGCAGUUGAAGAUGUGUGCUGCUUGCUCGGUUGGAUGUUACCUGAUUUCCUUCAGUGCUACACAUCUCUCAAUCGUUUUGAAUCAUUGAGAAUAUCGUAAGCAGAGCUUCAAUGUUAAGCUUUGCUGGAGAAGUUUAACUGAACUCAAUAGAUACAGUAACAUAUCUAUAUGUAGGAUGUUGUGUAUUUCUUGUAUGAAGGGUAGCCUACUACUACAGGUUUGUAUUAUUCCAGAAAAUACAUAAUAUAUCCUAUUUUAGGGUGAAUGGAGGAAUUGUAUAUUUAGCUCUGUGUGUUAGUCAUAUUCAUGAUAUGUGGGGAAAAAUGAAUGAAUCUGAUUGGAUUUUUUUAACCAUGAAGCGGGAUAAGGACCAAAUAUUUAUCUUUGACAUUGUAAAAUAUCUAAAGUCAUUUUGUUGUUUUAUUGUAACCAUAGUAACUUUUAUUGCAUGGAAAAAAUAAAAAACAAAG
Molecule: messenger RNA, 2085 nt
Organism: Anoplopoma fimbria (sablefish)
Lineage: Eukaryota; Metazoa; Chordata; Actinopteri; Perciformes; Anoplopomatidae
Gene: mvb12a
Product: multivesicular body subunit 12A
Biological process (GO): receptor catabolic process; viral budding; virus maturation
Cellular component (GO): cytosol; ESCRT I complex
Source: RefSeq, a predicted model, not a curated record